This is a messenger RNA of Geodia barretti, 1068 nucleotides long. Lineage: Eukaryota; Metazoa; Porifera; Demospongiae; Tetractinellida; Geodiidae. The record is from the annotation of a GenBank genome assembly.
AUGGGCGUAGGCGUUUUACAACAGUACCGGGACCUGCUUCCGGUGAAUGAAGAGACACCCAUUUUUUCGAUGGGCGAGGGCGAUACGCCGCUAGUGCGGUCCCGUCAACUGGGGCCCGAGUUGGGUUGCUCCGACCUCUUCUUCAAACUGGAGGGCUGCAAUCCGACCGGAUCGUUCAAAGACCGGGGCAUGGUGGUGGCGAUGGCCAAAGCGUUGGAAGAACGCAGCGUUGGCGUCAUGUGCGCCUCCACCGGCAAUACGAGCGCGUCGGCCGCAGCCUACGCCGCGUAUUGCAACCUGGCCGCCUGGGUGCUGAUUCCCAAGGGCGAAGUGGCGCUGGGCAAGUUGGCGCAGGCCAUGGCGUACGGAGCCCGAAUACUCCUGGUAGACGGCAAUUUCGACGCGGCCCUGGCCCUGGUGAGGGAGUUCACCAAGACCAAUCCGAUCACCCUGGUCAACUCAGUCAAUCAGCACCGCAUCGAAGGGCAAAAGACCGCGGCAUUCGAGAUAUCCGACGUGCUGGAAGACGCGCCGGAUUACCUGUUCAUUCCGGUGGGAAACGCGGGUAAUAUCACGGCGUACUGGCGCGGCUUCGUCGAGUAUCACCAGCUUGGCCGGAACGAAAUUCUGCCCAAGAUGAUGGGUUUCCAGGCGGAGGGGGCUGCGCCGAUCGUACGCGGCGAGCCAGUCCCGUAUCCGCAGACGAUUGCGUCGGCCAUACGCAUCGGGAACCCGGCGAGCUGGAAAUUUGCGGAGCGGGCGCGUGAUCAGUCGGGAGGCGUCAUCGACGCGGUAAGCGACGACGAGAUCCUCGAGGCAUACCGGUUGCUGGCCUCGCGAGAGGGCAUAUUCGGGGAACCGGCGUCGGCCGCCUCGGUCGCCGGCCUGAUCAAAUUGAAACACAACGGACUGGACCUGACCGGGAAACGGGUGGUCUGCAUCAUAACGGGCAGCGGGCUGAAAGACCCGGACAUGGCUGUCAGCAGCGCCCAAGCCGACACGGUUGAAGUCAAGCCCAAUCUGGAGGCCAUCGAGAACGCCAUAAUGGAAACGCUGCCCGCCAGAUGA